CGUACCCAUAUUGGUCACUCCCAUUGUUUGAUUGACCUGGAUGUGGAUUGACUCGAUCUACUUAUCUAAAAGACUUGAUCUAAAUCGUUUUAGUUUUACUGAAAGUUGUACCAGUAUUCAAAUAUGGCCGCACUAGCUCCAGCAACACUCGGGGGUUCGUUAAAGGGAAAAGUUGCCCUUAUUACAGGAGCCAGCGCAGGGAUUGGAGCAGAGACUGCCCGCCAUUUUGCUUCCCUAGGAUGUCGGUUGGCUUUGACGGGACGGAACAUGGAUGCUUUACAAGCAGUCACCGAUGAAUGUGUUAGCAGAGGACUUGAUAGAGAUCAGAUUCUAAUGAUCCAGGCUAGUUUGGAAUUGGAAGCUGAUGUGAAGAAAACUGCGGAACAAACAAUCCAGAAAUUCAACCAAGUGGAUGUACUGGUUAACAAUGCAGGAAUCGUUAUCCCAGAUUCAAUCGAGACCGUUACUUUAGAAUCUUUUGAUAAGACCUUUGCAGUGAAUGUUAGAGCACCCCUUCAGCUCACUCAACUCCUGACACCACACUUAAUCAAAACCAAAGGCACUAUUGUGAAUGUAUCCAGUGUAAAUGGUGUCAGAGCUAUGCGUGGAGUAUUGACAUACUGUAUGUCUAAGACAGCAUUGGACCACAUGACAAGAUGUGUUGCUGAAGAAUUGGCACCUCAUGGAAUCAGAGUCAAUGCAGUAAACCCUGGUGUUAUCCAAACUCAGAUUCUUCGGCGAGGAGGUAUGUCCGAUGAGCGCUACAAACAGUUCCUGGAGCAUUCCAAGACGACUCACGCCAUGCGCCGGACUGGUACGGUGGAUGAGGUAUCCAAGCUCAUUGCGUUCCUGGCAUCCAGCGACUCGUCCUUCACCACAGGAGAAACCGUCACCAUAGAUGGAGGGCGCCAUCUCUUGUGCAACCCUGUUCAGAAUUAGAAAUCCGUGUCUUAACCCAUUGCUUACUGGAACCGGGUAGUCCCUGUGUUAAGCCUAUGGGAAUUAGAGAAUUCAGUAGUCAGCGGGUUCAUCUCUCAUCGAUGUUCAAAAUGGUGCCUUAUGUAAUCAUUUUUUCUCUCUCCAUUUUAUGGUACGAUGCUGGUAGUAUACUGUAUUUUAUGGGCCAGAAUCGUUUGUAUUCGUGAUAUUUUAAAAUGGAAAUGAUUAAUCAUCCUUUAAAAGGAAAUUUAUUGUGUUAUGUUGUCACGUUAUUCAAAUUUUAUAUGAUCUCACAUAAUAUAGAAUAUAUAAACAGGUUGUCCACUCCAAAUAAAAGAAACCAAAUCAACAAAAAACUCUAUAAUAAUGUUUGUGCGUUCAUCAAAACAGAUUUGAAUACCUUUGUUGAGGGCAUCCAGGGAAAAUAUUUGGCAAAUAUGUGAAACACUCAAACAUUGCCAGUUAGAGACUGGAGUAUAAUUGGAGGGGCUGCGGGGUAUGUGUACCAUAUUCCUAUUUGUACUUGACUAAGGAUGCCUUGUAUUUUCACACCUAAACUAAGAAGUAAUAGUUGUAUAUAAUUAUGUCACAUCUGUAGUGCUUCCAUAAUAAUCAUUAUUUUGUUCACCCAGAGAAGCCUCAUUCAGCAUCAAUGCUGUUCUUCUCGAGGGCUCUGCAAAUAUUUUUACCUCAACCAUUGAUAGGCAACCAUUUUUACACCAAAGAACGCUAAUGCCAGUCUAGGAUUUGAACCCUCAGAGAAUGUACGCUAUUUUUUGUAGUGGGAGUGUUCAUUUCUGUUUGUUUUUUAAAUUUUCAUUUACGUGUAGGGUUUGUUUGGGUUGGUAUUCUAUAUGGUUUAUAUAUUCGCUUUUCUGUAUCUCUAAUGAUUCUCAGUCCUUUUUUGAGAAAUUCUCAAUCAACGAGAAAUAAUACAAACAGUCCUUAAGGACUAUCCAUAUGGUUGUACCACGAAUCUACUCUGUAAGAUGCAGCAUCUUAUAUUUAGUAACAUGUACAGUACAUACAUGACCAAGGCCUUCUUGUAAAAAAGUGUUGCAAUCACUGAUGAAGCCAUCCUGAAGAAGAAACAAAGAGACUUAAUAAAUUAUAUAAAAUAAUGAUUUCAAGGUGACCUACUAUAUUGGAAAUUUGGAAUACAAGAUUAAAAAUGAAGUUGACUUUUCAUCUAGCUGUUCAACGAGAAAGAAAUCAUUGAGAAAGGUUGAUUAAGUCGUACAUGAAAUAAUUGUCUAUUUUGGGUGUUUUAAAUCAUCAAAAUGAUGAGAAAUUGACAAUCUAGCUAAACAUCACAAACGAUGAACAGCGCUGCACACAUAAAUGGACAUGAGAGACUACACUCAAGUUUGGUCUAAACUUCUAAGCUAUUUCUCAUCAUUUUUCAAAUAUCAGAGUAUAUGACUAGUCAUCUUUUACAAGGGAUAUUACUACUGGUAGUAUGAUAUUCUUCUGUCAAAGAUUAAAAAGUUUUACCGAAUUAUUUUGUCACCUUACCAGAACUCAACCUUUUCUUAAAGUUGCUUAAUUGUUGUCCGUUGACAUCAUGAUAGAAUAGUUAGUACAGAUACAUUUCUAUUAUUAUAUUAUUACAAAAUUUGCCAUGGUGAUAAAUACAAACAUACAAAAAGACAGAUGAUAGUGUAUUUUUAAUGGCUGAAUUUUGAUAAUUUAUGAAUGCAUUUAGUUACAUUGGCACAAGAGAAAGUUUUAUAAUAUUUGAUCUCAUGGUACAAUAUGCAUUCGGCUAUUUGCUUUAUGUCACAUCUGUCUCAUUACAUUAAAAACAUAUCCAAGUUAUAAAAUAAACUUGAUAAGAAUACAAAUUAGAAGACAUUGGUA
Strongylocentrotus purpuratus (purple sea urchin) is the source of this 2799-nucleotide messenger RNA. Its product is annotated as 3-oxoacyl-[acyl-carrier-protein] reductase FabG. Gene Ontology annotation, molecular function: oxidoreductase activity. The coding region runs from base 124 to 939 and encodes 271 amino acids. The transcript is spliced from 9 exons. NCBI's taxonomy places the organism in Eukaryota, Metazoa, Echinodermata, Echinoidea, Camarodonta, Strongylocentrotidae. The record is from RefSeq and is a predicted model, not a curated record.